AUGAAAGAAGCGAAUAUCCCAUCACCACUUAAGUCAUCUAUCGUAAUUCCAGUUCCGAAGAUAUCAUCUCCUCAAACAAUUGAAAAUGAUCUCCGCCCAAUCUCGCUUUCCUCGUCAAUGGCAAAAGUUAUGGAAGGCUUUACUUGCACUAGGCUAUUAAAGGACUUGGAAGGAAAAAUCGACCCUCGCCAAUAUGCCCGCAAAGGGCACUCAACAACAGAUGCCCUUCUCUACAUGAUGCAAACAAUUCAUGAGGCAUUGGACGGGGGCGAAGCUGGUGCUCGUAUCUUCUUCGCAGACUUCUCAAAAGGUUUUGACCUAAUUGACCACUCUAUUUUAAUACAAGAACUGUAUAAGCUCCAGGUUCACCCUGCCUUGCUGUCCUGGAUCUCAGCCUUUUUAUUCAAUCGUAGGCAGGCGGUUAGAAUUGGUAGUGUCCUUUCUCAAUGGCAAACUCUGAAGGGAGGAAUACCCCAAGGGACUAAACUCGGAGUGGUACUUUUUAUGGUCAUGACAAAUAGCUUACUGGCUAAUUGGCAUCUCCGUACAAAAUUCGUGGAUGAUACUUCAGCCCUCGAGAUUAUUCCUAGGAACUCUAUCAGCCUCCUUAAUUUUGCAGUCUCUGAUAUACAUGAAUUUGCUAAUGAACAUAACAUGAAGCUCAAUCCUAAGAA
Messenger RNA from Paramuricea clavata, 674 nucleotides. Lineage: Eukaryota; Metazoa; Cnidaria; Anthozoa; Malacalcyonacea; Plexauridae. The record is from the annotation of a GenBank genome assembly.